AUGCCCAGCCUACCUUCGUCGGUCGACCUGGACGAGUGCAUCUCGCGGCUGUACAAAAAAGAACUCCUCGCCGAGCCCGUCAUCGAGGCCAUUUGCGCCAAGACGAAAGAGCUGCUGAUGCGAGAGAGCAACGUUGUCCACGUGCGAGCGCCAGUCACUGUCGUCGGCGAUAUUCACGGCCAGUUCUAUGACUUGAUCGAGAUCUUCAAGAUCGGAGGCUGGUGCCCAGAUACAAACUACCUUUUCCUAGGAGACUACGUCGACCGAGGCAUGUUCAGCGUUGAAACCAUCUCUCUCCUAGUUUGCUUGAAACUUCGAUACCCCGAUCGCGUUCACCUGAUUCGAGGGAACCACGAAUCCCGUGGCGUCACACAGUCCUACGGCUUUUACACAGAGUGCUCUAGAAAAUACGGCAACGCCAACGUCUGGCAUUACUUUACCGACAUGUUCGACUUCCUGACCUUGAGCGUCGUCAUCAACAAUGACAUUUUUUGCGUCCACGGAGACCAAAUCGUCGUCAUCGACCGCUUCCGCGAGAUUCCCCACGAAGGCCCCAUGGCCGACCUCGUCUGGUCCGACCCGGACCCCGACCGCGACGAGUUCUCCCUGUCGCCGCGCGGCGCCGGCUACACCUUUGGCGCGCAGGUCGUCAAGAAGUUCCUCGCCGUCAACAACAUGAGCCACAUCCUGCGCGCCCACCAGCUGUGCCAGGAGGGCUUCCAGGUGCUGUACGACGACAGGCUCAGCACCGUCUGGAGCGCCCCCAACUACUGCUACCGCUGCGGCAACAUGGCGAGCGUGCUCGAGGUCAGCGACACGGGCGAGCGCUUCUUCAACGUCUUUGCCGCCGCACCCGAGAAUGACCAGGUCAAGGACAUGCAGCAGAACGGGCCGGAGAAGCUGGCGGACGGCACGGGCCUGCCGGAUUACUUUUUGUGA
Messenger RNA from Verticillium dahliae VdLs.17, 939 nucleotides. RefSeq names its product serine/threonine-protein phosphatase PP2A-3 catalytic subunit. Lineage: Eukaryota; Fungi; Ascomycota; Sordariomycetes; Glomerellales; Plectosphaerellaceae. Bases 1 to 939 code for a protein of 312 amino acids. The record is from RefSeq and is a predicted model, not a curated record. Gene Ontology annotation, biological process: peptidyl-serine dephosphorylation. Gene Ontology annotation, molecular function: protein serine/threonine phosphatase activity. Gene Ontology annotation, cellular component: FAR/SIP/STRIPAK complex. The transcript is spliced from 4 exons.